Molecule: messenger RNA, 3040 nt
Organism: Punica granatum (pomegranate)
Lineage: Eukaryota; Viridiplantae; Streptophyta; Magnoliopsida; Myrtales; Lythraceae
Source: RefSeq, a predicted model, not a curated record
GGUAUUUACUUCGGGCAGGUUCCGUCUUCCCUCCACUCAGUUACCGCGCUCGCGUCUCCGGCUCGCCCUCUCUUCGUCGCCGGUGGCCGCCUCGGUCGUCGCUUUCCUCUGGCUAUCAUUCCUCUCUCCCUCUCGCCUCUCCCAGUCUCCCACCUCCUUUGCUCAUAAUUCUCUCUGCUCUCGCGGCCUCUUGCUCACUCUCGCACUCGCCUCCCCGGCUGUCGCAGUCUCUCUCGCCUCUCCUGUCCUCUCGCGGCCUGUUGCCUCCGGCCUCGCCCUUACCGCGUGUUUGUUCAUGGAUUUCAUUUCAACUCUAGUCACCUGCAAAACUCAAAGGGCUCUGUUGCUCGAAAAUUUGUAGGGAAAGAAAAAGAAUCCAUGAGAAUUUCUUGGAGUUUCUUAGUUUAUCACCGCCGUCCCCACCAGAUAUCCGCUGCCGUCAAUCUCCUCCGUUACGCCCACUACAAGCCCCCGAGGCAGCAGCCGGCUCCGAAGGCCCCCAAACCCCCAAAGCCGCCGCAGAAGCCGCAGAGCUUCACGCUCCACGACGCGACAUGGGAGGACCCGUACAGCUGGAUGUCAAACCUCAAUGACAAGGUGGCGAUGCGGCACAUGGAUGUGUACAUGGAGCAGGAGGAGAAAUACACGGAGGCGGUGAUGUCUGACACCGAGAAGCUCCAGAGCAAGCUCAUGUCGGAGAUGGCCUCUCGCCUCUCUUACGACCUCUCCACCCCUCCCGUUCGUUGGGGCCCCUGGGUAUACUAUCGUCGUGUUGAAGAAGGGAAGCAGUAUCCAGUGUUGUGUCGAAGAUUAGUCAGCUUAAACAAAGAGUUCAUCUCACAUAAAUCUCCUUCUGCUGGAUUUGAUUUUACCUCUGGGAAGAGGAUUGAGCAGAAGCUGAUAGAUUACAAUCAAGAGGCCGAAAGAUUUGGAGGUUAUGCAUAUGAGGAAUUAUCAGAAGUAUCUCCGAAUCAUCAGUUUUUUGCAUACACAAUGUAUGAUAAGGACAACGACUAUUUUAAGUUGUCCGUAAGGAACUUAAAUUCUGGUUCGUUGUGUAGCAAGCCUCAAGCUGAAAGGGUAUCAAACAUAGCAUGGGCAAUGGAAGGAAAGGCUUUGUUGUAUGUCGUCACCGAUCAGAAUAAGAGGCCAUUUAGGAUAUACUGUAGCAUGAUUGGAUCAGUUGAAGAUGAUGUUUUGCUCCUAGAAGAACCAAACGACAAUGUUUAUGUUAAUCUAAGACAUACCAAAGAUUUUCAGUUUGUGACUGUCAACACAUUCUCUACAACGUCCUCCAAGGUCUUUUUAAUAGAUGCGGCUAAUCCACUUUCUGGCUUGACAUUGAUUUGGGAAUGUGAGGGGCAAGCCCAUUGCAUAGUCGAACAUCAUCGAGGGAUCCUUUACUUGUUCACUGAUGCUUCCAAGGAUGGUCAAUCUGUUGACCACCAUUAUCUUUUACGAAGUCCACUUAGCACUUCUGGUCCAAGAAUUUGGGAGAAUGUAUUUGUUCUCGAAGAAGACUCAGUAGUUGAGGACGUAGACUUCAGCGAUAAGUACUUGGCACUUAUUAUAAGGGAAGGGAAAAACUUCAGAAUUUGCUCUGUCACGCUACCUCUGCCUGUUGGGAAGGGUGAACUUAAUCUGAAGGAGCUUAAUCCACAAUUCUUACCUCUUCCACAAUCUGUAACCCAAAUCUCACCAGGUCCGAAUUAUGAUUUCUGCUCGACUACCAUGCGUUUUACAAUAUCAUCACCUGUGAUGCCUGAUGCUGUGGUUGAUUAUGACUUGUCAAAUGGAACGUGGAAUAUUAUUCAGCAACAGAACUUGCUUCAUGAGAGAACACGGAUUUUGUAUGGAACAGCUUCUUCUGGUAGAAUCAAUCAAAAAUUGUCCUCCUUGAUUGAUGUUGAAUCUGAUAACAACCCGUGGAACGAACUUUCUGAGUUUUAUGGCUGGGAGCACUAUGACGUUCCUUCACAUGAUGGGGUGAUGGUUCCUCUGACUAUUGUGUACUCUCAUAGUCAUAGAAAAGAAAAUUCAAAUCCGGGGCUUCUACAUGGACAUGGAGCUUAUGGUGAGUUACUCGAUAAACGCUGGCGCAGUGAACUGAAAAGCCUCCUCGAUCGUGGUUGGGUAAUAGCGUAUGCUGAUGUGAGAGGUGGAGGGGGAAGGGGUAAGAAAUGGCAUCAUGAUGGAAGAAGCGCAAAGAAGCAAAAUGCGAUUGAGGACUACAUUGCCUCAGCAAGGUUCCUAAUGGACAAAGGGAUCGUGAAAGAAGAUAAACUUGCAGGUUGGGGAUAUAGUGCUGGGGGACUCUUGGUUGCUUCAGCCAUCAAUCAGCGCCCCGACUUGUUUCGGGCUGCCAUUUUGAAGGUUCCAUUUCUGGAUCCCACCAACACUCUGCUGUACCCAAUUUUGCCUCUUAUAGCUGCAGACUAUGAAGAGUUUGGUUACCCUGGGGACGUUGACGACUUCAAUGCCAUACGGAGAUACUCUCCCUACGACAAUAUUCCAAAAGAUACAGUCUUCCCUGCAGUACUAGUAACUUCCUCUUUCAGCACUCGGUUUGGUGUAUGGGAAGCUGCAAAAUGGGCAGCUCGGGUCCGAGAGCGCACCAUAUAUGACCCUGAAUGCCCUGUUCUGCUAAAUCUGACAACAGACAUAGUCGAGGAGAACCGGUACCUCCACUGUAAAGAGUCAGCACUGGAGACCGCUUUCCUUUUAAAGGUAGUCGGCUCGUAAAAGUUUUGCUUUACCAUCAUAGAAGGGUCACUUAGAAGGGCUAAGUCAUUGUAAAAGGUGAGCUAGAAGGGGACUGUUGGGUUAAUACAACACUUAUUUUGGCACUUUAUCACUUGGUGUCGUGUUAGAACGUAACUCAAUAUAUUCACUGUAGAAAUUUAAAAUUUUAUGUAGAACAAUUUUUCAUGAGGUCGACUUCAAAUCCGUACUGCUUGAGAAUUGCCAGAGCUCAAUCGAAACGUGAAGACACAAAUAUGUAAGCGUUCAAGCCAAUUCUAGAUUGUUGGAGUUUGAUCCA